AAACGCCUACUGAGAUCUUCCAGACCUUUAUUUUCUUGCUUCUCUUCUCAUUUUUUGGAGCUAGAAAGAAACAAACAGGAAGAUCUUCCAAAAGAGUUUGGAGUCAUGAAUGCAAGCGGAAUUUCCCACACUUGAUUUCAAAACUGUCUUUUCCCAAAUAUUUGUUAGUGGUUGAUCAUUAAACACAACCUGAAACUGGGAAGAAUUCUAGAGAAAAGGCUUUCUCUGAUAUACAGAUAGCUCUUCACUAUGAAACCAUUGUCCCCUCUGGUGUUCAUUUUAUCCUUUUUACUUUGUGCUUUUGGACAAAAGCAAGAGACAGACCUGGUAGAAGAAUGUGUGAACAAGAGCUAUACUCAGAAUUCCUGUGCAAAGAUUUUCUGCCAUCCAUGGCAGAGGUGUGUAAAAGGGACCUGUCUCUGUAAGCUGCCCUACCAAUGCCCCAAAAAUGGGACAUCAGUUUGUACGACCGACAAGGCAACUUUCCGAACUUACUGCCAGCUGAAAAGCUAUGAAUGCCAACGUAAAAAGGGCAAGUUUAUGCACAGAGGAAGCUGCAACCUUCAAGAGACUUUUAGAGUUCUUUUGGAACCUAAAAAUACAUCUUCAGAAGGAAUUGUUCAAGUCGAAUUGAAAGACUCUGAGAAGGCAUUUAUAUGUGGAGAAGGAUGGGGUAUACAAGAGGCCAACGUAGCCUGCAAGGAGCUUAACUUUCCAGAAGGGGCUGAUCGCAUAGAACUUAUUAAUCCAGAUAAUGCCUCAAAGCCACUGGAAUGCCUUAAGGCAACUUGCAGAGGGAUAGAGACCAGUUUGGCUGAGUGUGCUGUAAGUCGGUUGAAUCAAAGUGAUGUGAAGUUGGCAAAGGUGGCGUGCCACACACGGCAUAAAGAAUGUUCCCGCAGUGAAUUCCGUUGCGUCAAUAGCAAAUGCAUCCCUUUAGAUAAAACAUGUGAUGGAAUCAAUGAUUGCGGUGACUUAAGUGAUGAAGUAUGUUGCAAAGCAUGCAAAGGAGACAGCUUCCACUGCAAUUCAGGUGUGUGCAUUCCAAACAAACUCCGCUGUAACAACGAAAGGGAUUGCCUAACAGGAGAAGAUGAAAGUCACCAAUUGUGUAAUGGAAGACAUGCGGAAAAUGAAAAAGAAGAAACAGAACAAGCUGAAUACUCAAUGGAUGAAGAAAGAAGAAAGAUCAAAACCUUUUUACCACAACUGCACUGUGGCAUAGCAAACCGCACUGUUACUCGCCGGAAACGAAUCCUAGGAGGAAAUACUGCACAAAAGGAUGAAUUUCCCUGGCAAGUAGCAAUUAGAGGUGAAAGAGAAAGAGUGAGUUGUGGAGGGGUUUAUAUUGGAGGCUGCUGGGUUUUGACUGCAGCACAUUGUGUGAGAGCAAGUCGUACACAUGUGUAUAAGAUAUUUACUGGAAUGUUGAAUUCAGUAAGAACAAAUGAUGGAAUAGAAACAUUUUAUUUAAAAAGAAUUAUAAUCCAUGAAAACUAUAAUUCCAAAACGUAUGAAAAUGACAUUGCGUUGCUGGAGUUGAGACCCAAGGACCUGGGAAGAUGUCAGCCACCCAAUUCUGUGCCCGUAUGCAUCCCUUGGUCACGAUAUAUGUUCAGAAGCGGUCAUCAGUGCAAAGUGUCUGGCUGGGGAUUUGAUGAAGCUUUUACAAGACAAUAUGCCCUUAAGUGGGGGUAUGUUUAUUUAAUGGAAAACUGUUCGGCCAUCUACAAAAACCGUUAUUUUGAAGGAAUGGAAUGUGCAGGUACACAUGAUGGCUCUGUAGAUUCUUGUAAAGGUGACUCAGGUGGACCUUUGGUUUGUUUUGACUCUGACAAUGUGGGAUAUCUUUGGGGUAUUGUGAGCUGGGGUGAGAAUUGUGGCGUCAAGGGCUACCCUGGUGUUUAUACAAAAGUGGCUGAUUAUUUUGAUUGGAUUGGCUUUCAUACUGGAAUUUCUCUCAUUACUCGAUAUAACGUGUGAUUUUGGGAAUGAAAGUAAAUCCAAUGGACCACAAUAAAACAUUAAAAACGUAUACAGCAUUCAACCUUAAUCUAAUAACAGUUAAGCCCUAUCUGCUCCAAUGAGAGACACAUAUAGCACAAUCUUAUAUGUUUAUUCAGAAGUAAGUUGUGAUAGAGUUAGCAAGGCUUACCUCUAAAUAAGCAUGUAUAAAAUUGUGGGUUUAUGCCUACUAAAAUAAUAUGAUGUAAAGUGAUUAACUCUACCUGGAUUGUGCCACAGAAUAUUACCAGUUAUGACUCAGUCCAUUUUUCAUUUAAAUUCUGAUGACCUUCUUUAAAGGGGGCAAAUUCUGAUGGCCUUCUAUAAAGGUCCAUAUUGUUGUACGUUAGAUGUUAAAUCUGAAUAAAAGCACUGCAUACACCAAUGAAAA
Messenger RNA from Anolis sagrei ordinatus, 2395 nucleotides. RefSeq names its product complement factor I (gene CFI). Gene Ontology annotation, cellular component: membrane. Gene Ontology annotation, molecular function: protein binding; serine-type endopeptidase activity. Lineage: Eukaryota; Metazoa; Chordata; Lepidosauria; Squamata; Anolidae. Gene Ontology annotation, biological process: proteolysis. The record is from RefSeq and is a predicted model, not a curated record.